Molecule: messenger RNA, 1155 nt
Organism: Hippopotamus amphibius kiboko
Lineage: Eukaryota; Metazoa; Chordata; Mammalia; Artiodactyla; Hippopotamidae
Gene: MTNR1B
Product: melatonin receptor 1B
Exons: 2
Coding region: 11-1072 (353 amino acids)
Biological process (GO): G protein-coupled receptor signaling pathway
Cellular component (GO): membrane
Molecular function (GO): melatonin receptor activity
Source: RefSeq, a predicted model, not a curated record
AGGGUCCGGGAUGCCCGAGAACCGCUCCUUCGCCAACUGCUGCGAGGCGGGCGGCCGAGCCGAGAGCCCAGGCUGGACUGGGGCGGGCGGCGCGCGGCCCUCCGGGACCCCCCGGCCUCCCUGGGUGGCGCCCGCGCUGUCCGCCGUGCUCAUCGUCACCACCGCGGUGGACAUCGUGGGCAACCUCCUGGUCAUCCUCUCGGUGCUCGGGAACCGCAAGCUCCGGAACGCAGGUAAUUUGUUCUUGGUGAGUCUGGCAUUGGCUGACCUGGCGGUGGCCUUGUACCCCUACCCGCUAAUCCUCGUCGCCAUCUUCCACAACGGCUGGGCCCUGGGGGAGGCGCACUGCAAGGCCAGCGCCUUCGUGAUGGGUCUGAGCGUCAUCGGCUCUGUCUUCAACAUCACCGCCAUCGCCAUUAACCGCUACUGCUACGUCUGCCGCAGCGUGACCUACCACCGCAUCUACCGCCACUGGCACACCGCCCUGUACAUCUGCCUUGUCUGGCUGCUCACCCUGCUGGCCGUGGUACCCAACUUCUUCUUGGGGUCCCUGGAGUAUGACCCUCGCAUCUACUCUUGCACCUUCAUCCAGACGGCCAGCGCCGGGUACACGGUGGCCGUGGUGGUGGUCCACUUCCUCCUCCCCAUGGCUAUCGUGUGCUCCUGUUACCUGCGCAUCUGGGUGCUGGUGCUCCGGGCCCGCAGGAAGGUCAAGGCGGAGAGCAAGCCGUGCCUGUGGUCCAGGAACGUCCGGAGCUUCCUGACCAUGUUCGUGGUGUUUGUGAUCUUCGCCAUCUGCUGGGCGCCCCUGAACUGCAUUGGCCUCGCUGUGGCCAUCGACCCAGAAGAAGUGGCUCCCCGGGUCCCAGAGGGGCUCUUUGUCACGAGCUACUUCCUGGCUUAUUUCAACAGCUGUCUUAAUGCCAUCAUCUACGGGCUUCUGAACCAGAACUUCCGCAGGGAAUACAAGAAGAUCGUCUCUGCCCUCUGGAACCCACGGCGCUGCCAGCAGGACUCUUCCAAGGGCAGCCAGGCGGAGGGGCCAGAGACCCAAGCUCCCCGCCGUGGUUAACACCCAGCCCUCUGUCCAGGCACGUGCUCUUUUGCCCGAUCCCUGGCCGGGUGACAAACUCACGAAAUGAUGGGAUUGAAUCU